Messenger RNA from Phanerochaete carnosa HHB-10118-sp, 858 nucleotides. RefSeq lists its product as uncharacterized. The record is from RefSeq and is a predicted model, not a curated record. Gene Ontology annotation, molecular function: oxidoreductase activity. The transcript is spliced from 3 exons. The coding region runs from base 1 to 858 and encodes 285 amino acids. Lineage: Eukaryota; Fungi; Basidiomycota; Agaricomycetes; Polyporales; Phanerochaetaceae.
AUGACCGUCGCAGUCCUCGCACUCCGCGAUGUCCCGACCACUCUGAACUACUUUAUCCCCGACCCGGAAACCGACGAGGCUCCCCGUAUUUAUGUCGGAGAGCCUCCGGCCGGAAUAAAGAAGGACAACCUCGGCCGUGAGCCGCGCGACGUUGUCGUUCGCGAUGCUCGUGGCAAGGAGAAAGAGUACGACCUCUCUCUCGACAAGUCCGGCUUCCAGUUCGCCGAGUACGUGAGCCAAGAGAAGGACUUUGAGGACGAGGAGAGGAUCAAGGAUGCGUACUACAAGGAGGUGGAGGAGCUGCUAAAGAAGGAGAUCGGUGCGAAGAGAGUCUUCGUGUUCGGCCACAUUCUCCGCUGCGCUGAGCCGGACUUUGUUAGUCCGCCAGGCAAGAACAUCCAUGGAGCUGCCGUGUUCAUUCAUGUCGACCAGACUCUCGAGGCGGCCGUCGGGCGUGUCCACCGUCACCUCGGUGACGAAGCUGAACGCCUCUUGAAGGGACGCGUUCGUAUCAUUAAUGUCUGGCGCCCCAUUCGCAAUCCUGUGGCACACAACCCGCUUGCUGCGUCGGACUGGCGCACAAUCGAUAAAGAACACGAUCUUGUUUCUGUUCCCUUCAUUCAUCCCGACCAGCGCACUAAUUCAGGCGUCUAUGCCCUCCGCUACAACCCGAACCACAAGCGGUAUUACCUUUCGGAUCAGACUCCAGAUGAGGUCACGCUCAUUAAGUGCUACGACUCAGAGGUGGACCGCGCGCGGUUCACUCCGCAUUCCGCAUUCCUCGACAAGACUAGUCCUAAGGAUGCGCCUUACCGGGAGAGCAUCGAGGUCCGAUGCCUGGUCUUUGACACGGAGUAG